Messenger RNA from Oreochromis niloticus (Nile tilapia), 2006 nucleotides. RefSeq lists its product as uncharacterized. Lineage: Eukaryota; Metazoa; Chordata; Actinopteri; Cichliformes; Cichlidae. The record is from RefSeq and is a predicted model, not a curated record. Gene Ontology annotation, cellular component: external side of plasma membrane. Gene Ontology annotation, biological process: positive regulation of T cell proliferation; cellular response to lipopolysaccharide; immune response. The transcript has 5 exons. Bases 483 to 1085 code for a protein of 200 amino acids.
AAACAUGAUGAAGGACACAUAGUGCUUGUGGCAAGCAGGUUGACAAAAAAUAGAACAAAAGCCCACAAACAUGUAAAGGAAAACUUAAGAAUAUUCUUUAAGAAGGCUGGAGAACUAUUCCUGAACAACUAAAAAAACGUAUUUGUCUUUCAAUACACUUCUGUACCCAUUUCACAUUUAAUAUUUCUUGUGGCGAAAUGUAAAGGAAUGAGGAGUGGCUCAAGACUUUUGCACAGUGCUGUACUACAGGACCACAUAACCUGUGAGCUGUAGCCAAAAGUGAAAGUUUAAAGAGAAAUGAAGUCAAGUUUGAACAAGUAGUGAGGCGAUGAUUGGCUGAUCAGCAAACCGAAGGCAGAUCACCCCGCCUACUGUGAGGCGAUAUAAAAGCAGGAGUCAGAGUAAACCACAACACUGGACGGACUUGUUGAAGAUAAGAAACAGUUUGCAAAUGAAAGGAGAGGAGGACACUGCUGGAGAAGAUGAUCUGCAGGAUCCUGCUGCUCAUCAUCCUCACCUCAUGUGUCUCUGGAUCAUUUGUAGUCAAUGUGACACAGACCUGCUAUCAGGCAGAGGAGAACCACAACAUCACACUGGAGUGGACGUUCACCACCAAACCUGACAGAUCCUGGACCUACAUCUUCAUCCUCUGUAACCUGAUAACUGAGGAUAACGUCUCAGUCCUGUAUCAGGUUCAUGAAGGUGUUGAGGUGUCAGAGUCUCAGGAUGAAAAGUUUUCAGGACGAGUCCAGAGUGACAAAGACGCCCUCAGAGAAGGACGAAUCAGACUUCAACUGUCCAGACUCAGGACUGAUGACUCGGGUCUGUACCUGUGUGAGGUGAACACUGAUUAUGGCUUCAGUGUUGGAAGAUGUCGACUCAACGUCACUGCAGUGCCAGAUUGUCCCGAAUGUGAGAGAAAACUGGACACAUCAAACACAGAAACUCAACAAUUCACAGGUGUCUACUGUGGACUGUCAGCAGUUGUGCUACUUUUCGGCUGCUCUUCUUUCAUUUACUCUCUGCAUAGAAAACAGAAUUUUUACUCAAAGCUCAGUGAUGCAUGUCAGUCAGUUUCCAGAUGAUCAGUAGAAACAGUCUGACCAAUAAUGUGAAUGAGUGUUUAAUAAGACAUGUUUUACUUUAAGUGCUCUUUGCAAGCGAUACAUGUAAGGCUAGAAAUCGAAAAAUUCAGAGUCAAUCUUUUUUUAAAUGACAUUUAAAAUGUCAUGGUCAUGAAAUACAAGCUCUGAUGUAUUUCAGUAUACAAACCUUCAAAGUUGUAUUUUGCACAGGUGAUAUUAAACUGUCAAUGGUGAGACGUCCCUUUUCCCAGAGUUGAACACCAUAAAGGUAAGACUCAUAUAAGCUAAAAACUCCAAUAUUUAAAUGAAAUCUGUUUAACAUCCUGAUGGAUGUACUCAUGGGGGUUCAAAGCUGAUAAAAACUGCAUUUUAAUUGUUAUUUAACAGACAGUGCAUUAGGACACAUGCUGGCCAGAGAAUAAGUGUCAUGAUGCACAAUAAUGGACAUCAAAUUGAUUUUUUUUAUCUUCGUUUUUUUGUUUGUUUAUUUGUUUAAGACACAUUAUCAGAUUGUCACUCAUCAGACAGAUGAUGAAAUGUGCACUGUGUUCACUUUACUGUAAUCAUACAGGGAAACACCUCUACCUCACGCACCACAUGCAGCAGAUAUAAAUUCAGUGUUUAAUGUGUUUACUGUUGUAAUGUUGAAAGGAUUCAGAUUAAUUAUGUUAACAAUGAAGAUGAUCUGACGUGUUGUAAACUGUCAUGGAGUUGUGUGUAGCAAAGGACAUUAUACUUAAUAUUAUGUACAUAUUAUGUAAGUGCACACAACAAACAUCUCUGCAGGUUCACUUAUAUCUGUGUUAAAGUUGGAGUUAAACACAGCUGGUAGAGCUCCUGUAGCUCUCAGUCUAAUGUACAUAAAUGCCUGUUCCAAAAUCUCCUGAAGUAAAGGUUUAAUGACUUAUUUUGUAAAAUGAA